Actinia tenebrosa (Australian red waratah sea anemone) is the source of this 2215-nucleotide messenger RNA. RefSeq lists its product as uncharacterized. NCBI's taxonomy places the organism in Eukaryota, Metazoa, Cnidaria, Anthozoa, Actiniaria, Actiniidae. The record is from RefSeq and is a predicted model, not a curated record.
AAAAAACUAUUAUGCAAAUCAGGAAAUGCUGAUGAUAUCGGGCAAGCUUUCGUUGUUGUGCGUUUAGACUCUAGCCCUUGCUUCUCUCAAGUUUACAAGACAUCGAUAUUACCGAAGAUGCACGAGUGCAUGGAUGUUCCAAAAUAACCAUCAUGCUACGUCGAAAUAAAGGCAAAGUAGUCAUCAAUACGCCACCUACAAUAAAACUACCGACGGCAACAGAAGACGCUAAACGAUUGAGCCAAGCAAAUGAAGUACUAAGGCCAAUAUUGCUACUUUCACUUCUAGUUGGAUAUGUGCCUAGAAACGGUCGAGUCAGAGGGAUCUUUGGUGGUCUUUUGUGGCUGAUAAGUCUUGUACUCAAUGUUGCCUUUGACGUUCUAUCAGCGCGCAAGCAUUACGGCUAUGCAUGGGCAUCCAUUCAGAUUAUUCUCUUCAUUAGCCUCGCAAUGUGUACCUACUCUUCCAAGAGAAGUGCUUUACCAUGCCUUGAACAAGGCCUCGCUCAGCUGGAGAAAGAGGACAAAUAUUUCAAGACGUUUGCUAGGAUAAGGAAGCUAUUUAGGAUCAUUCCUUGGGUGAUAAUCUGGUUUUCACUUUUUUCGACUAGCCUACUAUAUUUCUGCUUUCAUUAUGAUGAUGCCUUUAGUGUAACAUUUGAGCAACAAUUGUCAAGAAGAUGGCAUAUCGUAUUUCGUGUUGUUUGGUUCAUAACCAACGCCCAUACGUUAUAUGGAUUCGCACUGUUUUGGUGUAUUGGGAUGUGUAAUAUGUAUGCUCUUGGUUACUCUAUGACCGAAUAUCACGAAAUGAUGACAGCGCAUUUAAAAAAUAAGGAAUCUCCCAUUACAUUUCGACAAGCCGUUCACUCUUUCGCCGAGCGUGGAAACUUUCUCAGGAAAUCUUCAUCUUCAUGUAGGGUGUCAUUGGCAUUUCUGUUGGUAUACAGCAUUGCUUCCCUUGCUGUUAAUGCGUUCUACUACUUGUACAAGACAAGAAGAGCUGGUUAUGUUUUCUUUGCGCUCGUACCCCUGAUAUGUUCUGUCUAUCCUUUAUGCUUGGCAGCAUGGGUCACCAAACAAUAUAAAUGGUAUCUUGCAGUAGUCGUGAAAGCCUGGGCUGAAUGUCCAGAAAGUACAGAUGAAGAGGAAGAAAGCGGAUCAGAUCACGGUCAUCCAGUCAAAGACAAGCACAAAUCUUUCGCACGCAAGUUUACCAAACGAGUGAAAAGUACCAGAAACAAAGAGCAUGAUAAAGGAGACAUGAAGACAAACCGUCGAAGAAGCUUGUUUACACUACGUGGCCACACUCGGUCAAAUCCAAUAUCGACAGGCUCGUACUCUGACACGGAGAAUCAGGCUGACAAAGUUAUAAAGACUAAACAGCUGUCAACUCCGCUGCGAAAAAUUCGAUCAAAGCCUAUUUCAGGUAGCACGUACUCAGAGCAUCAAGAUGGCGGCGCCAAUCAUUCAAAAGCAGUGAUAACAUACACAUCUCUUAGUAGUAACAAUGAAAACAUUACAGGUGAAUGUCACGAGCAAGGCUUGUCCAAUAAUCAGAACUGUAAGUCAAUGGAUUCAUUAGCACCAUUACCAGUGUCAAGACAAUCCAUUAGUGAGGACGAAGUAGCGACUGAUAAUGAAGGAAAGCAAAACCAUCGUGAUGACGAUGAUAACAACUUGAAAUCCAAAGCUUCACGCCAGAGAGUAAUGGAAUUGAUUCUACGAGGAACAGCUAGAGCAGUGGGAAGACUCCAACACAGAGUAAAAAUGCCAAAGUUUAACUUUGAGAAAUAUAUAUCGUACUUACAGAACGUUAUUCCUACAAUAGGCUACAAGAUUAUGGGUAUCAUAGUGACAUGGAAUAUGGUGUCUACUUUGUUAUUUUUAGAAGUUUCUUUGCUGGCGCUAUUCGUACAAGAGUCUAUUUUUGGGAGUCAGAAUGCUCAAGUAUCACUAUAGUUGGAUGAUAUCAUGCAAAAGGCAUCAAGGCGAUAGCUUUUGACUGCUGUUAUAUUUUAGGAUCCCGCAUAACUAUAGUUUAUAGGGCGAAACUUUAUAAAACAAAUUGCAUUGUACUUUGUUGUUGAUUAUUUGCUGUUAGCUGUGCUUAGGACAGACCUGACCUAAGGCGGUAUACAGAUAUUUGUAGCAGAAACAUUGUUCUUUCGAUUUUCCAAAAAGAGAAUAAUACUAAUUAGAUCAACAAUUCAUAA